This is a messenger RNA of Pseudogymnoascus verrucosus, 1234 nucleotides long. RefSeq lists its product as uncharacterized. Bases 289 to 909 code for a protein of 206 amino acids. The record is from RefSeq and is a predicted model, not a curated record. The transcript has 5 exons. Gene Ontology annotation, biological process: peptidyl-arginine methylation. NCBI's taxonomy places the organism in Eukaryota, Fungi, Ascomycota, Leotiomycetes, Thelebolales, Thelebolaceae. Gene Ontology annotation, molecular function: protein-arginine omega-N monomethyltransferase activity.
CAGUGAACAGCCCAUUGACGCGGGAUUACAUCAAGUUUAAGGGAAAAUAGGAGCAAGGAACGGGACGGAAUACCUUCUAGCUUGAAGCCGGAUCAAGAUAGCAUAGAAUCUUCAGCUCACGGGACUUGCACGCUUUUUCAUAUAUUUGAAGCCAUAAUUGCCACCAUCACCGCCAUCAUCACCUUUGCAUCUGCCCUACCAUUUCUAGCAGAUAAAUCCCGCGAGGCAAACCACUCGCCAAACCCUCGGAACCAAACCCCGAGCACUCUUGCUUAUAUACGCGCGCCAAUGGCGUCCACGGGAAAGACGUACAUCGUCGAGCACCUCGACGAUGAGCUCGGCGCCUGGUCAGAGUUGGAGUAUAUGACCAUUGCCAAGGAGUCCCACGAGAACGGCGCAUCCUUCUUCCUUACGUCAGUCCCAGCAUCACUGGAGCUGCCGGAGCGGCUAAAAACGCUGCCUGGGUUUGUGGCGAAGCCGGAGAGCGUGGAGGAGCUGUACCCUGAGAAGAGCAGGGUGUGUCUUUUGGAUCCGUCGGCGACGAAGGAGUUGGCUCCUGAGGAUGGGGAUACGUUUGAUGUGUUUCUGUUUGGUGGUAUCCUCGGUGACGAUCCGCCAAGAGAUCGGACUUCUGAGCUCAGAAAAAAAGGGUUUGAGGGACGCCGUUUGGGCGCUAUGCAGAUGACUACCGAUACUGCCGUCAGAGUGACGAGAAUCGUUACCCAAGAUAGAACUCCUCUGGAGGAAAUCCCAUGGAUAGACAACCCCGAGAUCAAGGUUAGCAGAGUUGAGAGCGUUGAAAUGCCGUUCCGCUACGUCAAGGGGAAGAACGGAGAGAUUACGGUGCCUGAGGGAAUGAUCGAUCUGAUCAAGGCAGAUUCUGAAAAGGGCUUUGGAGAUCUCUUUUGAGAUAUAUAACUCUAUGAUGCUAUUUCCAAGUUAGAUAUCAUAGGCACGUGCCUGCUUUUAUUGGCCAGGUUGGCCCAAUUGGAUAUAGAAGGGUCAGUUACGAAUGCCGAAGCCAACGGAGAGGGUAUGUUGAGAGGCAGCAGAGACCCAUGGACUAAAGUAGCCUUGGUAUAUUUAUGGCCCCGUAACCUAUGCAUUGGAUAGCUUUGGGAGCUCACUUGUACUGAAGACUGAACUGCUGUCUUGGAUAUCGAAAGCACAACACAUGUGAAGAGGGUCGGCCUGAUAGACAUAUAUACAUGCGUCCUCUAAGCAUUUCCACAGC